This is a messenger RNA of Drosophila bipectinata, 3890 nucleotides long. Lineage: Eukaryota; Metazoa; Arthropoda; Insecta; Diptera; Drosophilidae. The record is from RefSeq and is a predicted model, not a curated record.
ACGCGAAAAAAAUGUUAUAAAGAACGGUACUAUGCUACCUUAUAAAUACCUGAGAUUACAUACAGAAAAAUGGAAGCAAUGUCAAAGAUUUCUCUGAUAUUGUCUGUUUUGUGGUUGCUCAGCAGUGCUGUCGUCGUUAGUGGCGGGAGUAGCAGGCGGAGCUGCCUGGCAACCUUUAGUAAUGAAUCUCUUCCACAGCAAAAUCGGCUUGAGAUCAGGCCGAGGACGAGAACUUGGCAAGAGCAUGAGUUCUCGCUGUUGGGAUACAAGUUCCACCUACCCUUCGUAGGGCACACAGUGGAUGCAGAUCAAAAUGACAGUGACAGUGAUGAAGAUCUGUGGUUUGACGAUCUGUACGUCGGAACUGGAUUGGACAGCGUGGAAGUAGAAGAGCACGAGCUUUGGUCUGAUACCAAUGUGGAUCUGUCGAACAAAGUUUUGAAGUUAAGCUGCGACCAUGUAAACCUGAGAAUGGUAAACAAGGAGCUUCUUUCUCAACGGAGUGUACAUAUUAACUACCAAAAACUUCUCCUGGAUCAUGUUUCUGCGGACUCUGGUGAUACGCUUCAGUUGCCACAAUAUGAGAGCGUUCGGGAGUUUUCGUGGGUGGAAAGUGCCCUUAAAGAUGAACCACUAGGAAAAUUACUUUCUCUUCAGCCGCACUGCUUCGAAAAUAUGCAGAAGUUGGACCUAUCCGAAAAUCACUUGGAAUGUCUUCACUGGGCCAUUCCCCAAGCAAUGCGGCGUCUAAAAGUACUUAAGAUAAGCGGCAACCGGUUGGCAAAUUGCAAUUUGAUUAAUUUGCAAAAUAUGAACCAUUUGGAGGAGCUGCACCUAGACAGGAAUGGUCUGAAAGCGUUGCCCCAACGCUUCCUAGGCGGGUUGAGCGAGUUGCGUCUAUUAAACAUUAGUCAGAAUCUGCUGUCCGAGCUACCGCGAGACAUUUUCGGUGGAGCUCUGAAGUUAGAGCGUCUUCUGAUAUCCGGAAAUCGUUUAACCGUGCUACCCUUUCAGCUGUUCCAAACGGCCGGCGACCUACAGGUUCUAGAUCUUAGCGAUAACCGCCUGUUGUCCUUUCCGGACAACUUUUUCGCUCGCAACGGCCACCUUCGGCAGUUGCAUUUACACCGAAACCAGUUGAAGUCACUCGGCAAGCAGAGUCUGUACAACUUGCGUGAGCUGCGGCACCUGGAUCUUAGCCAAAACUCGAUGGCUAGCAUCGAUCGGAAGGCUUUUGAGUCACUAGGCCAAUUGCUCGCUUUAAAUAUUUCCGGCAACAACCUGACCAUGCUCUCCUCGACAAUUUUCCAGCCACUUCGAUCCCUAAAGCAGCUGGAUCUCAGCAAAAACAACUUUAGGCAACUGCCCAGUGGGCUGUUUCAAAUGCAGCGCUCGCUGAUAAUUUUGCGCAUCGAUGACACGCCUAUCGAGCAAUUCUCCAACUGGAUAUCACGGAACGACGAGUCAAUGGUGGAUCCACAGGUGCUACACCGCCUAAAGUAUCUAUCAGUGCAGGAAAAUCGGCAUUUAACUACCCUACCAGCCACAUUGUUCGCAAAUACACCUAAUCUCAAGGAGCUAUGGCUGGCCAACAAUGGCUUAUUGCAGCUUCCAUUGCAGAUCUCAGGACUUUCGAAGCUGCAGCGUCUGAGUGUCCGAGGAAAUCGACUCGGAUCACUGCCGGAAGGACUCAAGGAUUUGCGACAGCUGCAUUACGUCAAUAUUCUGGGCAAUGAGUACCAAUGCGACUGCAAAAUGUAUUGGCUUACCGCUUGGUUGUCAAACACCAAUAGCACCCUGAGGCGUUUCUCUUCAAUCAUAAAUGCCAAGAGCCCCAAUUCCAGCCAAACCUCACUGGACUCAUACGAAAGCAUUGACGAUCAAAUAGAUGCCCUUAGUUGUCAGUACGGCUACCCGGGCGAUAUGUUACAGGUUCUAAGCAAUCUCAAUUGUUCUGUACCAACGGUGGUGCAGUUCUCCGAGCCCAAGAUGCACAAACUGCUCUCCACCGCCAAACUGGAGUGCCAGAUAUCAGGCAGCCCUGUGCCAGACAUUAUUUGGGUAACGCCACGAAACAAAAUUUUGCGGCACCAUGCAGAUCCAGAUAAACGCCCCAUUAUUAUUGACAGCAAGGAGGACCAUCAGCCGCCAAGUGCUCAAGAACUGGCCGCCCUAAUGGACGAGAGUUAUAUACAGUCGCUGAACUUGACACGUCAGCAGAAUGUUGUGGGUCAGCGUGUGGUUUUGGUGGAAAAUGGAUCGCUGUUGGUGCACAACAUAUCUAGAAUUGACAGUGGACUGUACACAUGCUAUGCUUUCAAUGUGAUGGGCAAAGCCUCGGCCGGUUUGCGACUAUAUAUAGACCCCAUUGUGUUUUACCGGGUGAAGAUCGGCAGUAUUCUUUUUGGCACGGCACUAGCUACUGCGUUUCUCUUGCUGACGCUCAUUGUGCAGGGAUUAAGGCGUUGUCUGUCACAUUGGGGAAUCUGCGAUAAAUUUUAUUGCUGUGCCAAUAGGAACAAAAAAUCGCCUAGGGCGAGGCAAAUUUAUGCAAUGCUUGACAGCAUAGAGAGUUACAAGAGCCAACAGCUAGAACGAUUACGAGAAAACUAUGCCCAGCAGGUGCAUCGCAUUCGUGAGAACUGUGCCCAGCAAGUCGAGUGGAUUCAGAGCAGUUAUACUACCCAAGCUAAACAUGUCCGUGAGUUCCGCGACAUGGGCUCCAAUCACUUGACCGCACUCAAAGAUCAGUACUACGAUCAAGUGAAAAAGGUACGGGAUUACUCUACCGGCCAGCUGAGCUGGGUGCGCGAGAACUACGUCUUCCAGCGCAAUAAGAUAAGGAAAUUCAGUGCCCAUCAGGUGUUGCGUCUACGCGAGGGAUAUAAAUAUCAACAGCAGACGCUUAACAAGGUGCUGGAAAACUUGCCAAGCUUUUACUUUGAAAACUGUCGAGGACGGUGCGAAGAGGAUAUCGUCGAAGAUAUAGACUGCUACUUUAAAGGCCAAAUGGACUUUGCUGGAUCCAAGGAGCUUAACAUACAAAAAAUAAAAGCUCGUUUAUCUGCCAAUUACUCGGCCAGCAAAGCAUCUAUCUACUAUACUCCGCCAGACGAAGAUUUGCUCCGCUGCUCGAACCUCAACCUACAGACCUCACCCAUACACAUCAACUACAUAGAUGAGAAUCUUGACCAGCAGAAGCAGCUGGAGCACGACUUUAAGAUGGAUCCGCAUCUGCUUCUGUAUAACACUCCCCAGCUAUAUCUGAACCCAGAGGGAGCGUGCAGCAGUGGUCAGGCGGCGGCCAUGGCCGCGGUCCUAGCGUUGACACAAGGUGUCAGCAUUGAGGACAACAACCAGGAGCAGGAAAUGCAGCCCCUGAAUGAUAUUGCUAGUCGAUUGGAACUGCCAGAACUGAAGGACUCGAACGAUGUAAAGAGCUCUAAAUCGUGUCCUGCCAUUUACAAGGUGUCUAAAAGGAAAGAUGGCAGCACUUUGCAUGAGUUGCAGCGCGAAGGCGAGGAACCAUACCAAAUGUUGCGCCUUAAUCCUGUGGAGACAACAACCGUGUUGGAAAUGCAUAAGGAACGGUCAGAAAAAUUGAAUAUAGUUGUAGAUGAUGGAUCAACGAAUGAAACACCCCCAUCUGCUUCCAGGUGCGACUCCAACAGCUUAGCUGACAGUUGCAGCAGUAUCUGUCGGAUUAACGAAAUGUCGAACGGUUCAUCUUUCUUUUCCUUUACCUUCCCCCCUUCUAUCACUGAAAAAACAUAGUUUUUUUUUAUUUAAAAUAGUAGAGUAUAUAAAUUGUAAAAAUCUAAGCAAAUCAAACGCAACUGGAAAUUUAAUUAAAACUGAUGAUUAUGAUGAUAAUGGUAAGGAAUCAAAAA